Echinops telfairi (small Madagascar hedgehog) is the source of this 994-nucleotide messenger RNA. It is a transcript of the gene RWDD3, whose product is annotated as RWD domain containing 3. The coding region runs from base 1 to 807 and encodes 268 amino acids. Gene Ontology annotation, molecular function: protein binding. Gene Ontology annotation, biological process: positive regulation of hypoxia-inducible factor-1alpha signaling pathway; positive regulation of protein sumoylation. The record is from RefSeq and is a predicted model, not a curated record. The transcript has 4 exons. NCBI's taxonomy places the organism in Eukaryota, Metazoa, Chordata, Mammalia, Afrosoricida, Tenrecidae.
AUGGCGGAGGCCGUGCAGGAGGAACUGGUGGCCCUGGCGGCGAUUUUCUGCGGGCAGGACGAGUGGGAGGUGCUGAGCCAAUCAGAGACAGAUGGCACCGUAUUCAGAAUUCACACCCAAACAGAAGGACCGAUGGCUAUGGAUACACCCUUAGAACUGGUGUUUCAUUUACCUGUCACUUACCCUCUGUGUCCACCUGGCAUCUCGCUUAGAUCCGAACACUUGACUAGGAGCCAGUGUGUGGUGGUACAAGAGAAGUUACUGGAGCAAGCAAAGAACCUUCUACCGGAGCCGAUGGUGCACCAGCUCAUUCUCUGGGUUCAGCAGAACCUCAGACACAUCCUCAACCAAACAGAAGCAGCUGGGAGUGGCAGUGAGAAGUGCGCUUUUCCUUCCAGCCCAGCGGCGGACGAUGGACUGUGGAUAACUCUUUUGCAUAUAGAUCACAUGAGAGCCAAGACCAAAUAUGUCAGAACUGUGGAGAGGUGGGCUUCAGAAUUAAGACUCACAGGAAGACUGAUGUUCAUGGGUAAAAUCAUACUGAUGUUACUACAAGGAGACAGGAGCAGCAUCAAGGAGUACCUGCUUCUCCAGAAAACCUCCAAAGUCGAUGUGGACUCAAGUGGAAAGAGAUGCAAAGAGAAAAUGAUUAGCGUCCUGUUUGAAACCAAAGCACAGACCAAACAUAAGAGGUUUCUGGCAUUUGAAGUCAAGGAGCAUUCAUCGUUGGCUGAGCUGCAGAAGGAAUUUGAAGCUGCAGGGCUUCAGCAGCUAUUCUCCGAAGUUGUACUUGGGCUGGUCAAGUGAAACGGAAGACAGGAACCUUCUAGUAAAGCAGCGGUGUUUGGUUAUAUUUCUUUGGUUUUUUUUUAAAAUUGUUGUUGAAAAUGAAGUACAGGAGCAGUUUUGAAGUUUCUCUGAAGCAAGAUACUUUGCUUAUGUCUGGAGUAAAUGUCAACUCUGUUUAAGUGGAAAAAUAAAAAUUAUAAAACAA